AUGGCCUCAACUGCACCUGCCAGAAAGAUGAAGGAAGAAGCCACCUGUGCCAUCUGCUUAAACCUGAUGGCUGACCCAGUAAGCAUCAGCUGUGGACACAGCUAUUGCCAUGCAUGCAUAAUGGACUUCCUUCAGAACAAAAGCUACAUGCUACCAAAUCAAGAGCAGUACUGUCCCCAGUGUCGGGCCCCAUUUCAAUAUGGGAGCCUCCGACCCAACAAACAGCUAGGAAGCCUCAUUCAAGCCAUUAAGGAGAUGACCUGUGAUGUCAUGUGCGAAGAACAUGGAGAGAAACUCCACCUGUUCUGUGAAGACGAAGGCCAGCUCAUCUGCUGGCGUUGUGAGCGGGCACCACAGCACAAAGGACACAACACGGCUCUUGUCGAAGAUGUGUGCCAGGGGUACAAGGAAAAGCUCCAGGAAGCUCUGACAAAUUUGAGUCUACUCAAUGAUGAAUAUAUAGAGUUAAAGGCAUCGACAACAAAGCAAAUAAGCCAAUGGAGGGAGAAGAUAGAUAUUCAGAGGAAAAAAAUACAGUCUGACUUUAAGAAUCUCCAAAGCUUCUUGCAUGAGGAGGAAAAGUGUUGUCUGUGGAGGCUGGAGAGAGAAGAAGAAGAGACUCUAAGAAGACUAAAGUACAAUGAGGAAAAUCUAGAGCAGAAGAGCCAUGAAAUGAUGAACUAUGUCUUGAGUCUAGAGGUGAAAUGUCAGGGUUCACCUCAGGAAUUGCUUCAGGAUGUGAAGGACACUUUGAACAGGAGUUCAGCUGUGAAACUAGAAACCCCAGAAGUUGUCUCUUUGGAGCUUAACACUGUGUUCAAUGUUCCGGAGAUUUACUUUGAUUUCAAGAAAAUGCUAAGACGCUAUCAAGUCAGUGUGACUCUGGAUCCAGAUACAGCCCAUCCUGGACUAACUAUCUCUGAGGAUCAGAGACAAGUGGCUCUCAGAAACACCAAGGGGAAUUUUGAUGCUUCUCCUGGGAGAUUUAGCGCCUCCCAUUGUGUCCUGGGUUGUGAGGGCUUCACCUCAGGGAGACACUACUUUGAAGUUUAUGUGGGAGAAGGAACUGCGUGGGAUUUAGGAGUUUGUAGAGAAAAUGUGCAGAGAGACAACAGAGUGAAGCAGAAGCCCAAAUAUGGUUUCUGGACCAUAAGACUGUGUCAAAAGGAAGGCUAUAUGGCACUUUGCUCUCUUCCAACUUACCUUCAAUUGAAGGAGAAGCCUUUGGUUGUAGGGAUUUUUCUGGAUUAUGAGGCAGGGGUUGUAUCCUUUUAUAACAUGACCACUGGUUCCCACAUCUUCACCUUCCCGAAGGCCUCCUUCUCUGGUACUCUCCGGCCCUAUUUCCAUGUUUAUAAAUUCUCUCCUUUGUUCCUACUUUCCCAAGAUGAAGAAUGA
Molecule: messenger RNA, 1398 nt
Organism: Chrysochloris asiatica (Cape golden mole)
Lineage: Eukaryota; Metazoa; Chordata; Mammalia; Afrosoricida; Chrysochloridae
Gene: TRIM38
Product: tripartite motif containing 38
Exons: 6
Coding region: 1-1398 (465 amino acids)
Molecular function (GO): protein binding; zinc ion binding
Source: RefSeq, a predicted model, not a curated record